AUGAAAUUAUUAUUUAUUAUAAUUAUUUACUUUUUAUUAAUUGAAAAUAUUAAUUGUGUUAGUCAUCAUUUUCUUCGCCGAACAAUGGCACAGCAAAGGCAAAUUGAUAAAGAUACUGAAAUUGAAGAAGAAUUGGAUUCUGAUGUGGAAGAAGCUAUUCUUGUUGAUAAAAUUAUUUCUUUAAAUGGAGAAAAUGAUGAAGAAAAACAAUUUAUACAACAACAAACACAACAGCAAUUUGGAAAGGAUACUGUCUUUGAACAGGGGGAAACUCGCGAUUUUUUACAUUUUUUGAGAAGAAUUAAAUAUGAUCACAGACAAUGUCCUCAGAAUGAAGCUGUACAAAUUUCUGUUUCUGUCGUUAUUUCAAAUAUUAGGGCCGUUUCUGAAGUUACUAUGGAUUAUAGUCUAGAAAUGUUUUAUAGAGAAAUUUGGAUGGAUAAAAGAUUAAAUUAUGAUAUUAAACAAUUUAGAAAUAAAACAGAACUUGCUUUACACGAAUCUUAUGCAAAUUUUUUGUGGCAUCCUGAUACAUUUAUGCCAAAUGCUAUUGCUUCAAAAAAUCCAAGAAAACAGUCAAUUUCACAUCGUUCAUUGUUAAGGCUCCAAUCAGAUGGACAAAUUCUUUAUUCACGUCGUCUUUCUGUUGUUGCUGAAUGUCCAAUGGAUUUAACUUUGUUUCCAUUUGAUUCUCAAACGUGCAAAUUGGGAAUUGAAAGCUAUGGAUAUACUUCAGAUCAAGUUAUUUAUGUUUGGUCACAUGGGCAAAGAGCAGCUUUAAAAUUACAUAAAAUCCGUCUUCCAGAUUUUCGAAUUAAAGAAGCUUUUGUUACUUCACAAAUAGAAAAUUAUGCUACUGGACAAGGCCGGUUAACCGCCCGGUUAAUUUUUCCCUGUAGCGGGGCAAAAAGAACAGAGAAUAGAAAGAGAAAAAAAACCCCGCCAAAGGGAAAAAUUAACCGGGCGGUUAACCGGCCUUGUCCUACCCUAAUAUUUACUGUUUUUUUUUGUCUUGGUUCUACCCUUUCAGAAUUCUUCUCUUUAACUACAAAACUUUCAAUUAAAUUUAAAGGUAAUUAUAGCCGUUUAUAUGUUUGUUUUGUUUUCUCCCGUUCAGCUGGAUUUUGUUUUUUACAAUUAAUUAUUCCAUCAACUGCUGUUGUAAUAACUAGUUGGGUAUCCCUUUGGAUGGAGAAUGAAACUAGUUUUCAAGAUAUGAUUUCUAUAAUUUUAACAAUUACUUUUUUACUUUUUUCUUAUAAUGAGGUAAUGCCGAGAGUUAGUUAUUUAAAAGCUUUGGAUAUUUGGUUGGCUGUUUGUUUUAUGAUUGUUUUUUUGUCUUUAAUUAAAUUGGCUAUAAUGAAAUAUAUGAGACAACGUUUAAAAAUUGAAAAUAAUUUUAAUAAUAAUAAAUUAGAUUUAUUAUUAAAUGGACUUUUAAUGCCUAAAUUAAUUAAUUUAAUAAAUAAAAAAAGAAAAGAAAAAAUAAAGAAAAAUAAGAAACAUUCAGCUUUAAAUUUUGGAUUUACUUCAAGUAUUAAUUCUUCUUCCUCAAUUAAUAAUAAACAAAAAAAUUUUUGUAAUCGUCAACGUCCACCUACACCUCCACCACAUUUAAAACAAUUAAAUAUUAAUUUAAAUAAAAAUAUUCAACAAUCAUUUCCUCUUUCUACGAAAGAGAGGAGGUUUAUUUUUAAAUUAAAAUUAAUUAAAAUAAAUUUAUUUUUCAGAAGAUCUUCACGUCUUUUAAAUUUAAAUAAUAAUUUUGAAUCUUUAUUGGUUGAAAGUGCUUUUUCUAAAUUUUUAAUGAAACAAAAAUUAAAAGAAUUAAAUAAAAAUAAUUGUUGUUGUUAUUAUUGUAAUAAUGAAAAUAAAAAUGAUUUUAAAAAAAGAAGAAAAAUAUUAGUUGAUGAAAAUAGAAAUGAAUUUUUGGCUAAAAAAGAUAAAAACAAAUUUACCACCACACGUUCACCAAUUAAUUCAAUUAGAAUAGGAAUUGAAUCAACAAGUUCUUCAUCAUCUUCUUGUUCAACACCUUCUACAAAUUCUGACAAUGAAGAAGAAAGAAAAAUAAUUUUAAAUAAAAAAGAAAAAUUAUUUUUUUGUUUUGAUCAUCUCGGAAAUAUUGAAUUUUCUUCUCAAUUUAUGAGACGUUUUCAUUGGAUAUCACAAAUGGGGUUUUUCUUUGGUUUUGUUUUAUUUUGCCUUUACUUUUUUCUUGUUUAUCCAAAUAGCAGAUCGACUAGUGUUGAUCCAGCUUGUCGAAGGGAUGAAGCAGAAUGGUUUGUUUGCUUCAAUACCGACAUAAAAAUGUUUUUUAAUAAUACAAAUUUUUUAUUUUUUUUUCACAUUUUCUCAAACUUUUUUCUGAUUUAG
Molecule: messenger RNA, 2376 nt
Organism: Meloidogyne enterolobii
Lineage: Eukaryota; Metazoa; Nematoda; Chromadorea; Rhabditida; Meloidogynidae
Source: the annotation of a GenBank genome assembly